Messenger RNA from Pseudogymnoascus verrucosus, 532 nucleotides. It is a transcript of the gene RPL31, whose product is annotated as 60S ribosomal protein L31. Bases 76 to 450 code for a protein of 124 amino acids. The transcript has 5 exons. NCBI's taxonomy places the organism in Eukaryota, Fungi, Ascomycota, Leotiomycetes, Thelebolales, Thelebolaceae. Gene Ontology annotation, cellular component: ribosome; cytosolic large ribosomal subunit. Gene Ontology annotation, molecular function: structural constituent of ribosome. The record is from RefSeq and is a predicted model, not a curated record. Gene Ontology annotation, biological process: cytoplasmic translation.
CACAACUUUCCAAACUUUCAACCUCUCGUGCCAGUAUCACGACUCCUCAAUCGACAAAUCGCGACCACCUUCACCAUGUCGACGACCACCAAGAAGACGGGCAAGACCCAGCGCUCUGCCAUCGCCGACGUUGUCGCGCGCGAGUACACCAUCCACCUUCACAAGAGACUCCAUGGUGUCUCGUUCAAGAAGCGUGCACCAAAGGCCAUCAAGGAGAUCAAGGCUUUCGCAACCAAGUCCAUGGGCACCACCGAUGUCCGUCUUGACCCUCAAUUAAACAAGAAGGUCUGGGAGGCUGGUAUCAAGGGAUGCCCAUACAGACUCCGCGUCCGCAUCUCGCGCAAGCGUAACGAUGAGGAAGGAGCUACCGAGCGCUUGUACAGCUACGUUCAGGCCGUCAACGUCAAGAGCGCCAAGGGUCUUCAGACCGCUCUUGUUGAGGAUGCUUAGAUGUAUGUUCGUGGGAGGGCGCGGGACCUGGAGUUAGCAUUAUGCUACGGCAGCAAAUGACAUGUGCUUCUUUUCCCUCGAU